AUGGCGUCGCAGCGUUACAUGGACGUCGCAGUUGCGAACGAGACGAACGGAAAGGAUUAUCGCCAAGACAGUCGUACAAGCAAUUGAAACAGAGAGGCGAGUAAGAGUGUUGGUUUGUCGAGGUUGAGCAAAAUGUCUUCUAUACAAGUAGAUCGUCCUCCAAAAGUGAGUCAAAACAACAAGAAGGAGAACGAAAAAUCUAGAAAAGUCUUCAAUCUCUCACACAAGAAGCACAACAAGCAUGAUGACAAUCGCUAUUUCAAGCAGCUAUAUAGAAAGCGACCUCAAAGUAGCUUCUGCAGCAACGGAAAGUCCUUUCCUCCCUACAAACGUAGAAAGAAGGAAGGUGUCAUCAUCCCUCCUACAAAAUUCUUACUUGGAGGCAAUAUUUGUGAUCCGUUAAAUUUAAACAGCAUGCAAGAUGAAGAAAUAAAUCGAGCUAUGAACGCAGUGACUCCAAAAUCUAGUCCACUUCCUACUCCCAAGCACAAAAAAGAGAUUAUUGAAGUGAUUAUUCCUCCAAAUAUUUGUGAUCCUUUGAAUUUAACCAAUUGUAAUGACAAUGAAGAGUACGAGAAGCAGCUCAUUUCACCGACAAAAAGAAAUUCGAAACGAAGAAAUAGGAAGAGGAAGAGAGCCCUUUCUGGAUCUGGAAAAGAUGAAGGAAAGAUGGUGGAUCCCAACGAAACAAAAACAUUGAGGGAAACUGAAGGAAAGGACAGCACAAUAGAUGAAUCUUCAACAGAAAGACUUUCUGGUGAGAAAAUUAGAUUAGAAGAAGCGCCAAGUACACAAAGUGAAAAUUGUCUAAAAGAAAAUAAGACAGAAAGUCCACAGAAAGAUAAAAAUAGAUUACGAUUAAAGGGUUUAGAAGAAAUAAAGGAUAAAAGGUUGAGAAAGAUUGAUGCAAAAGAUAAAAUAGUGAGCCCAGUGAUUCCACAGCCUGGUGCAUGGAAACCCAGACCUCAACAUAGGCCCAGUCAAGAUAAAAAAAAGAAGCAGCAGCAUGCAAUGCCCAAUUUUAGGCUUAAAGAUGCUAGAUACCAAUAUGGAAACUACAAUAGAUAUUAUGGCUACAGGAAUCCUCACCAUGAAGUAGAUCCUAGAUUAAAAGUGUUUGCACAGCGAAAGGAACUGUUCCUAGGGAAGGACAUUCUGGAUAUUGGAUGCAAUAUUGGCCAUGUUACUCUAUCAGUUGCCAGGGAUUUUGGUGCCAAGAGUGUUACAGGAAUUGAUAUCGAUAGAACUUUGAUAAAUAUUGCUCGGAAAAAUGUGAAACAUUAUGUUAAUUGCGUGCAAAGUCCUGCGAGCAACGAGGACAGUGACAAAAGAGACUCUUCAGAUGCUAGCUUCUUUCCUAUGUCGAUGCCAAUUAGUUAUGGACCUGUAGAUAUUCCAGGGUUUACAAAAAACAAGCAACAUAAAGGAUUCCCAUAUAAUGUCACUUUUGUGCAGGGUAAUUAUGUGCUUGAAAACGAUUCACUUCUAUGCGCGGAACAGACGCAAUUUGACACAAUCUUAUGCUUGUCCAUUACCAAGUGGAUUCAUUUGAACUUUGGUGAUGCUGGGUUAAAACAAGCUUUCAAACGCAUGCACGCGCAAUUACGUCCUGGUGGAGUUCUUGUACUGGAACCUCAGGGUUGGGCUAGUUAUACCAAGAAAAAGAAUCUCACGGAACGGAUUUAUAAAAAUUAUCACAGUAUUGAAUUCCAGCCGCAUAAUUUCACGCAGUAUCUUCUAUCUACCGUUGGCUUUUGCAAAUGCGAAGUCGUCUCUAUACCGUCUCAUCCAUCCAAAGGAUUUCAACGACCUAUACAUCUUUUCACCAAGACUGGCGGUCCUUCUACAACGACUAUUUCUACCGAACGUAUCGACGAUAACGACGUUACGAGCGAUACACUGCAGUGUCGCCAAGAGAGAAUGACGAGAAGAGAUCAAGAAGAGAUCCGCGAUAUGGAAAGAAUGAAGUACGAGCAGGAAUUAUUCCCGAAAGAAAGUAUCAAUAGAGGCAAUAUGUCAGAGAUUAGUCAGCACAGUGGAGAUUUGAAUCAAUAUGAACAACUGGCGAAUAUUUACGCGCCCAGUGCAACGCCGAGCUAUGAUACUCCAAGCCGUAAUAGCGAUAGUCAACCUUUGGAUAGUCAGCCUUUGGACAUGUCGAGGAUAAAAGAAGAGAAAGAAGAAAAUUCAUAAAUGAUUGAAAAAGGAGAGAAAGAAGGAAAAAACUGAGAAAAUGAAGAUAUUAAUAAGUUAAGAAAAAGACACGAAGGAUAAUUGGGAAGAAGAGGAAGAGCAAAAGAAAAAGAGGACAAAUAGAGGAGAAACAAAAAGAAAAUUAAAGUAUUAAUAAAUUUAAAAAAAGGAAAAGGCAUAUUUUCGCACAUCUGUAGCACGGGAAAUUGAAGUAAACUUGAAAUUAUUAUACUUUUUCCUUUUAAAAAAUUAAGUAUUUUUUCCAAAAUUUAAUUGUAAAUCGAUCUCACUUUUUAGCUUAAUUUUCGUUAUUUCAAUAUUAUAAAUUUUCCGUCAACUUAUGAUUUAUUAAAGAUACAAAAGAAAUGUAUGAUUAAAUGUUAAAAGAAAAAAAAGGAAGCGAUUGAAUAACUAGGAUAUAUAAUAUUGUGUUCAGUAGCUUCAAUUUCUCCGUUUUUAAUAUUUUUUCUUUCCUUUUUUUUCUUUUUUUUUUUUUCACCUUUUAUCGAUUUAUAUAAAGAAAUUCAAUUGAUGUAUCAAGGGACACAGUGCGCGCCCUCAGUAUGAAAAUUUCAUUAUAAUUUCCUUAUAUUUAAUAGGAAUAAGGAACGUUUUUCGCGCCUGUAUUAUCUAAAAUUAAUUAUCCAAAACUACACUGGAUUUUAGUAAAAUUAUAUAAAGUGGAAAAAACUUAUAUAGAGGUUGAAGCAGCGACGUCGGUUAAACGUAUAGAUUGUAAAAGGUUGUAAAUUUGUGUAAUACUAGAGUUAGAUUAGAGCUUAGAUUACAUUUCAUUCGAUUCGAUAUGAUAGCAAAUCUGUUUAUUUUAAUUAGUACUCUUUUAUUUUCUUUGUUUCUCUCUCUUUCUUCCUCUUUCCUCCCCUUUUCCAAAAGAUUAAUUGAGUUGAGC
Wasmannia auropunctata (little fire ant) is the source of this 3103-nucleotide messenger RNA. RefSeq names its product probable RNA methyltransferase bin3. NCBI's taxonomy places the organism in Eukaryota, Metazoa, Arthropoda, Insecta, Hymenoptera, Formicidae. The record is from RefSeq and is a predicted model, not a curated record. The transcript is spliced from 6 exons. Gene Ontology annotation, biological process: snRNA modification. Gene Ontology annotation, molecular function: snRNA binding; O-methyltransferase activity; RNA methyltransferase activity.